AUGGGUCUCGAAGACGGCAAGGACUACGAAGCGGUCGCCACACCCGUCGACAAGGGCUUCGAUGAUGAACCCGCCGUCGACAAGCCUCUUGAAGGCUGCUCGAUCCCAUUCAUGCUCAUCCUCUGCGCGCCCAAGAUGGCCAUGAACAUGGCGUGGGCUGCGCAGUGGGCCGCCCUCGGCCCGCUCCUCCAGAUCCUCCUCUCAUCGUCGUGGGUUCAGGUCGUCCAGCUCGUCGGUCCCACGACGGGUCUCCUCGUGGCGCCGACGGUCGGUGUCCUCUCGGAUGCGAGCACCUCCAAGUACGGUCGCCGCCGCCCGUACCUCUUCUGGGGCGCGAUCACGAGCGCGCUCUGCUGGCUCGUCAUGAUGCACGCCGUCGACAUUGGCGAGGCGCUUGGCGACACCAACACGACCAUGAUCAACAAGUACGUCGCCGAAAAGACGGAGGACCUCAUCGACCGCAAGUGGACGACGUUCUUCACGGUGAUCUGCUACAUUUGGAUGGACAUUACGUGCAACCUGACCCAAGUACCCGUGAACCUCAUCAUGGCCGACUUUGCCGGCGAUCGCCAGGUCACGGCCGCCUCGAUCGGCGGCGCCUACUCGAUCGCGGGCUCGUUUGCGGUCUCGGGCUACAUUCUCUUCUUUGGCGCCGCCCACAAGACGAUCAAGCCCUUCAUGACGAUGCUCAUUGUGAUCAUGCUCGUGACGACGAUGGCGGUCGUCGUCUUUGUCAAGGAGACACCGUACGUGCCGGUGGUGGCGCGCCAGAAGGGCGCCGAGAUCAAGGCGGCGUUCGUGGCGGUCUGGACCGGUAUCCGCCUGCUUCCGUACACGCUCGCGGUCUACGCGAUCUGCUUUGUGCUCAUGCAGUACGGCUACACGGCGUACAACGGCGCGAAAGGCCAGUUCUUUGGCCUCGUCGUCAAGAAUGGUAUCUCGACCGGCGCGGACAAGUGCGGCGACGAGUGCAACCAGCGCCAGAUCGACUUUAACGACGGCGUCCAGAUCGCGAGCGGGACGACCGAUACCGUCUACAACUGCGGCAGUCUUCUCUGGCUCGCGGUCCUCCCGUACCUUGUGCGCAAGUUUGGCGCCAAAAACGUCAUCACGUACGGCACGUUGCCGCAAGUGCUCUUGAUCCUCAUGGCCUUUUGCAAGAACAUUCCGGUCGACAUCAUCAUUGUCAUUCUCUGCGGCAUCACGCAGAACACGAUCAACACGCUGCAGAUCCCGACGAUCAUGCACAUUGUCGGGCACGAAGCCGAGAACAACCUCGGGUUGUUUGCUGGCGCGUUCAACUCGGCCAACUGCCUCGGCCAGUUCCUUAACUUUGCGUUCUCGAGUCUCCUUGUGAAAUCGGACAUGGGCUACGCCCUUCCGGUGCUUGUCGGCGGUAUUCUCACCUUCCUUGCGCUUCUCAUCGCCUUCUUCAAGCUCGACCUCAAGAUGAACACGAUGUAA
Molecule: messenger RNA, 1464 nt
Organism: Saprolegnia parasitica CBS 223.65
Lineage: Eukaryota; Oomycota; Saprolegniomycetes; Saprolegniales; Saprolegniaceae
Exons: 1
Coding region: 1-1464 (487 amino acids)
Cellular component (GO): membrane
Molecular function (GO): sucrose:proton symporter activity
Source: RefSeq, a predicted model, not a curated record